This is a messenger RNA of Acaromyces ingoldii, 1180 nucleotides long. Its product is annotated as Fcf2-domain-containing protein. Gene Ontology annotation, cellular component: nucleolus. Bases 38 to 1120 code for a protein of 360 amino acids. NCBI's taxonomy places the organism in Eukaryota, Fungi, Basidiomycota, Exobasidiomycetes, Exobasidiales, Cryptobasidiaceae. Gene Ontology annotation, molecular function: RNA binding. The transcript is spliced from 2 exons. Gene Ontology annotation, biological process: RNA processing. The record is from RefSeq and is a predicted model, not a curated record.
CCGCCGAUUACCUUAAGCUCGCACGAAGAGCAGCAAGAUGGUCACGACGAGGAGAGCAAGAGCAGUGGGCGACACCAGUGCAAGCAGCGUCAAGUCUGCAACACCAACCGUCACUCUUGCAGGCACAAAGCCGUCUCUCGAGGGCGGCCAAGAAGACGAUGGCGAGGGCGAGGGCUCCUUGAGCGGGGAUGAAUCGUCAGGUUCAGAGGACUCCUCCUCCGAAGAUGAGGACUCGUCGUCCGCAUCAUCAUCAUCGUCGUCGUCGUCUGCUGAAGAAGACGACGAUGAAGAUGAGCCAGACCUCGCGGCUCUCUUGGCAGCCUCCAUCGAAGCAAGCCGGAGAAACGAGAUGGGCAAGGACAAGGCGCACUUUGAGGCCAACGAGGACGUCAUUCACCUCGGCGACGAGGGCAAGGGCGAGGAGCAGGAGGAAGGAAGAAACGAGGAAGAGAGAGGCCCUGUCCAGAGAGAAACCAAUACUGCAAAGAGGCAAAGUGUUUCUAAACAAGCGGCGACGAGAAAGGAAGACCCGACCAUGGAAGCUUACUUUGCCAGAUUAGAGCGCGGAGACGAGCUUGGCGAGAACAAGCCAAAGACGGGCCGAGCUGCGCUCCGCCAGCGGCAAGCCGAGCGCGCCAAGACGGUCGGACCAGGCUGGUUCGACCUGCCUGCCUUCCCCGGCAGCACGAGCAGCAGCAGCAGCAGCAAGGGCGGGCAGAACAAGACGCAAAAGGAGCAGCUGGCCUCGUUGACGAAGCCCAACGAUUCGCUCGAUGCGCGCUCGCCCACCGCCGAGGCCAUGCGGCGCGAGGUGCAGGCGAUCCGGCUGCGCAAUGCCAUGGACCCCAAGCGCUUCUACAGGGGCGGCAGCGGCGACAAGGGCAUGCCCAAGUAUGCGCAGCUGGGUCGCGUCAUCUCGAGCGCCACGCAGCCGGCAUCGACGCUGGCGAGACAAGAGAGGGGCAGGACCGUCGUCGAGGAGCUCGUCAAGGAUGCUCAGGCGAGCGCAUACGCCAAGCGCAAGUUCCAGGAGCAGAACGUCAAGCGCACCCCCGGCCAGCGGCCCAACUUUGUCAAGAGAAAGUCCGGCGAGAAGAGCGGCAAGCGGCAGAGACGGUAACAGUGUAGGAAAAAUCGGUGACAUUCUCGGUCGGACGGGCGCAUGUACAGUAAUCAACAC